Messenger RNA from Striga asiatica, 309 nucleotides. The record is from the annotation of a GenBank genome assembly. Lineage: Eukaryota; Viridiplantae; Streptophyta; Magnoliopsida; Lamiales; Orobanchaceae.
AUGAAGGACAAGCGCGUGUCCCACGUCUCCCGAGACAUGCACCUCUGGAACCUCGGACUCUUUGUCAAAAAUAGGAGGGCCAUCAUAUGCUGCAGCUGCCGAAUAUUCUGCUGUCUCCUCGGCGAACAAAGCACACGACCCGAUCCCUCUUGGACAAGCCGCCUGUCGAUGCCCAAGCUCACCGCACCUAAAGCAUCGAAACCUGCCACCAGCCCGCUGCAUACUCGCGGUUGGCGCCGUCCCCACAUCGCCAGUCGACCGCAGCAGCCCACCGCUAGUCGUCGAUCCACGCCCCAUUGUCAGCCCUGA